Molecule: messenger RNA, 3036 nt
Organism: Diachasmimorpha longicaudata
Lineage: Eukaryota; Metazoa; Arthropoda; Insecta; Hymenoptera; Braconidae
Gene: Sec5
Product: Secretory 5
Exons: 7
Coding region: 316-3009 (897 amino acids)
Biological process (GO): Golgi to plasma membrane transport; exocytosis
Cellular component (GO): exocyst
Source: RefSeq, a predicted model, not a curated record
AACCUCCGCUAUAAUCUUUAUCCAGCAGUAGCACCGACUGAGUGCCAACUGUGCACAUAACCUAACCCAACCAAGAUCUACCUGUCAAAACAAAUGUUAAUUGUAGUUCCCAAUAAAUAUUCUGCUAUUAUCGUAGAGCAGAAGACAAAAUGUGGGCGUGAUCGUGUUCAUUCACUGUCAUAUUCUUCGUAAACUUCAUCAUGACUUUGACUCGGGAGCUCAUCGAGGGAUACUUUUCGUCAGAAGAGUGUCGUUGACUAUUGUCGUAAAACUUAAUUUAUUCUUACUGUUAAUUUUGUUUAUUUCUGGACGAGAAUGGUUCCACCUCCUGUAGUAACUGGGAUAUCACCCAAGGAAGGUCCUCCAGGCACUAGAGUCACCGUUCGUGGUGAAUUUCUGGGAAAUAGAGCACAGGAUUUGAUAGGAUUGACAAUCUGCGGUUGCGACUGUCUUCUCUCCGCGGAAUGGAAGUCCCCGAACAAGAUCGUAGCGCGUUCAGGGCCCUGCAAGGGCCGUGGUGACAUAAUUGUGACAACUCGGAUGGGAGGUCAGGGUUCCUCGACAGUUCAGUUCCGUGGGUACCACGAGACCAUCGGUCCGAUGAAAGAGUCCGCUGUUUGGGUUGAAGAGGCCCCAGUGCAGAGCUUCGUCUGGGGUCGCAGGGCACUGUCCCCCACAAACUACCAGCAGGAGGACCCCUUGGGCCUCAGUGUGGAAGGCAACGACACCAAGAAAUUCCCAGAGGAUGACCUCUGCGAGCUUUUCGGGGAGAGCAAUGGUGAACUGACCUCAGAGAAGUUCCACCCAGGGUGGUUCCUCCUUCAGCAUCAUCAUGCCACAUCCCUGGACGAUCUGAAGGCGGGACUAGCCUACCUCCGGCGUAAAGUCAAUUCUCAGAAGGAGGGACAGCUCUCAUUCCUGAAGGCCAACGUAGGGUCAGUCAUGGAGCAGUUGGAGACUAUUGUCCUGCUCAAGGAGCAGUUUGAGGCAGACGUCAGGAAAUUUGGAGACGAUCCCACUGUGAAACUCGAGCUGGCGAUCAAAACAUCCAUGGAGGAAGCAAAUAAACUUUUUGAUGAUGUAUUGGCUAGGAGGGAUAGAGCGGAUGCCACCAGAAGUGCUCUCUCAGUCAUGCAGCGUUACAGAUUCCUCUUCUGCAUGCCUGUGAAUAUCGAGAAGAAUAUAAAGAGGGGAAAUUAUGAUUUGGUCAUUAAUGAUUAUGCCAGAGUGAAAAAUCUAUUUGGUAAUACUGAUGUUGAAAUAUUUAAAAAGGUCCUAGUGGAGAUUGAGAAGAAGAUAGACAUGCUACGCGAUAUUCUUAGAAAGAAAUUAGAGGAGAUUCCCUUCGCAUUGGAGAGACAGAAGAAAAUCAUUCGACAUUUGGUGAAUCUCGAGGCGGAGGGAGAUCCCGCCUGGGAGGCCAUCGUUUCCCACGCUGCCUAUUUAGACAAAAACAUCUCAGGAUGUCUGCAAGACUACUUCGCAGACAAUGGCCACGAGGAGGGGGUGGGCAGGCAUAGAGGCAACAAUUUAACGCCUAUUUCUGCUGAUCGGUUGAGAAUGUUCAGGAACGAUGCUAAUUGUAAUGUGCCUUCCAGAGUGUUAUGUAUUGAAGCUAUUUGCGACGUUGUGGCUGAGCAGUUGCCUGAUUUAUGGAGAUUGGGCCAGAGUUACUUCACUGGACAGCUACAUGUGGCUGUGGACAUCGAGAAACAAGGACCUUUCAAGAACCUCGUGCUGAACUGCAUUCAGAGGGCCAGUGAGGCCAUGAAGGAGAGCUGUGGAAGAGACCUGACACCUGCUUGGCUGAUGCACAGUCUGAGAUGUGUCAGGCAAAUGUAUGCUGCUCUUAUUCAUCUGGAUUUGCCGAGUGAAGCGCUCGAUAUUUUUGGAAAAUUUUUGUUUGAUCUUAGAUUGCAAUGUUUGGUAGCUCUUUUCAAACAAACUGCUGAAAACGUUGGAGCCUUACAGAGGAAGGAAACCUGGCAAUUAGAAUAUUUGCCCAACGAAGAUGGUGGAGUAACAAAACUACCAUGCUUGUUCGAAGAAAUGGUGAUGGAGGUGUCUGAUCUUGCUCGAGAAACUGCCAUUGCAUGUGGACCUAGGGAAACACCACUCCUAGAUAAUAUCGCACCUCAAGCUCUCUUUCAUAAUUCAGUCAAGACACUCUUCGUAGCAUUUUCCCGGUGUCUACAACAAUUAGCCUUCAGUGGUAGUGAAGAGGCUAAUGAUGAGGAUGAUGUUUCCCAGCUAGUGAGCUCACCUGCAGUCUACAGAUCCAGGGAAAAGCAAAGAGGACCUGCGACUCCGACAUGGGAGAAGUGUUUGCUGAUAACCCUCAGUAAUAUUCGAUAUACCAUGAAUACUGUGCUGCCAAGAGUAGUGGAGGCUUUACAGUCUAAGGGAUAUCCAGAUUUGUCGUCUGCUGAUGGUUGGAGAAAAGACUGGACGCAGUUGGAGACUCUGGACACUGCAGUGUUGGACGCCUAUCUUGAGAGAAGAUGUGACCCUCUUGUGGGGACCAUUGAACCUAGUAUGUACCUGGGACGCCUUGAAUGGGACUCCGACGUGGAACCAACUCACAUCAGACCUUACGCUCAAGAGGCACUGGCUAAUCUCAUUGCUGUCCAUGCAGAGGUUACGAGAGUGUCUCCUGGCCUCUUAAAACGAGUUCUGUCCCACAUUGUCGAGACGAUAGCGGAGGAACUGGCAAGACUGAUGUCUUGUGUGAGGAAAUUCGGGCCUUCUGGAAUUAUUCAAGCCCGAGCUGACAUCACAUUGUUGAGGAAUGCUCUGUUAAUUUAUAGCACACCUCGAGCAAGCACGUUCUUCGAAGAAGCUCUAGACGCUGUUCCACCAACCAAAAACGCAACUGACGCCUCUCGCAUCGAGGCCCUGCUCAGUAAAGUGACUUCAUCCAUGCAAUUACAAAUUCGCUGUCUUGCCGAGAGACCAAAAUCAGCACAAAUUAGCCAAAACGAGGAUCCCAAUAGAACAACAGUUGUUUAACAAAUAAAGAAACCAGUUGAAUUUAAA